Rhopalosiphum maidis (corn leaf aphid) is the source of this 2502-nucleotide messenger RNA. Its product is annotated as zinc finger protein 354A-like. The record is from RefSeq and is a predicted model, not a curated record. Lineage: Eukaryota; Metazoa; Arthropoda; Insecta; Hemiptera; Aphididae. Bases 266 to 2443 code for a protein of 725 amino acids. The transcript has 7 exons.
CGUUAACGUAACACAACACGACUGUCGUCCUACUACUACCCGCGUCGUAGCGGUCAGAGAUUCAAUAACAUUUCUGAAGUUACUAACGCGUUUAGGCGGUACAUUUUAAAAAUUCGCUAUUUUACUAUGGAUCGAAUUGUAAUGACGUUGGUUUUUAAGUUUUUACUCACAAAAUGAAUUGAUUUGUUAGCGUCAGUUCCAGGUCGUUGGCAAGUUAUACUCUCGAACUUCUUAAACACGACGAAGGUUAUCCGCACACAUUUUCAUGGAGAGCGUCGCGUGUCCACUUUGCUGCGAGGACAGGUUUUCCAACCAAGACUUAUUAAAAUAUCAUUUAUUAAGUUUGACCACAAAUAUUCAGUGUCCUUUUUGUGGAAAACAGUGCGAUGACAUCAACUCAUUGGUCGCACAUUUGGAUAAAAUUUGCACCGACAAGGAAGAUGAAGUUGAGAAAUCAAUGCAAGACAACGAUGAAAUGAUCGUAGUAUAUCCAGAUGACGAUGAACCGGAACCAGAUAAUGAGGUUGGAGAAUACGAUAACCUUGUGGGAGAAGAAGAUUAUCAGAAUGAUGAGCGGCAAACUGAAACUGAUGCAGAAACUGGAGUUAAAAAAUUUAUUGAAGAAUUUACAAUUGAUGAUCCGACUAAAACAUUACGUCAAUCAGAAACAGUAGAAACAGAAAUUCUUGAAGAACCAAAUCUUUAUCACUGUUCUGAAUGCAAUAUAAAUUUCCCAUCAAUUGAAGAACACAUAAAUAAUUGUCACAAAGGUCAAGAAGUUGUAUUUCAGGUAAAUGAAAAUGAUAACCCCAAUAAUGUAUUAAAAGAUAUUCCUGAUCCCAUUGGUGAACAAAAUCCUGAGAGAGGAACUUGGAUCAAAUGGGGAAAUGGCUACUUUUUUACAAACCAUAAAGACGUGGCAAUGAAGCAUUUGGUUAAUAUUAAAUCAGGAGAAACAACAACUAUGAAAACUAUUUCAGAAGAUUUUGUUGAAGUAAUAAAAGAUGAAAAUACAAAAAUUAAAAGCGAAGCGUAUCAAAAUCAUACUAGCAUGUUUUCUUCUAAUAUUUAUUCAAAUCAUUGUAUUACGGAUUCAUAUGGCGAUCGGUAUUUUGAUAUUCCCGUUUAUUUACUUCAUCAAGUAGCUGUAGCUGAUAAAGUUAAUGAUUAUUUCCAAGUCGAAGCCCGUAAAUUAAGUUUCAAGAAGCGAAUCCGUGUUAUACGACUAAAAUCUGAUAUUAAUCAAUUUGAUAUUGAGCAAAUAUUAUUUCAAAAUAAACCAACUAAUUGCAACAUUAUUCCAAUUUUAGAAAAAUCAUCUGAAUGCAAUGAUUACUCUCAAUUAGAAAAUUUGGAGAAUUGUUUAUUAUUAACUUGGAAGUGUAUAGCAUGUAAUGUUAAAUCUGACCAUUGGUCCAAGUUAAACAAACAUAACUGCAUAGAAGAUGAUGCAACAAUACCUAAAUCUAAAAAAAAUGUUGAUAGUAAAAAUCCAGCUAUUCGUAAUAAUAGUCGCACAGUUCCUAAUAUUCGAUCAAAACAUAUUUGCCCACAUUGUGGUGGAGAAUUUGAUUCAGAAGGUUAUUUAAGAACACAUCUUAUGGUACAUGUAAAUGAUUCAAAUAAAUGUCCAUUUUGUGAUCAACCAGUAGCACCUGAAAUGAUGGACACACAUUUAAUUGCUCAUCAAAAUCCUGAAUUUUCUAAUCUAAAAUUUUUAUGCAAUACGUGUAAUAAAUGUUAUGAUUCGGAAUUUCGUCUCCGGUGUCAUCAAAGAGCACAUGAAAUGCGACGUAAACCACGUGAAAUAUUAAUUUGUGAUGUUUGUGAUGCUACUUUUAUUGAUAAAAACUCAUUGAAACAUCAUGCCAUCACACAUAUUGAACCUCCUGAACGUUUACGCCGAUUACACGAAUGUCGUUUCUGUGGAAAAACUUUUGUUAAACCUAUUGAAAAAGUAAACCACGAAAGAGUGCACACUGGCGAGAAACCUUUUGCCUGCCCAGUAUGUGGCCGUUGUUUCAGACUCAAGGAUCUCGUACAAAAACAUAUGCGUGUACAUACCAAAGAACGCCCUUACAAAUGCCGUCAUGAAGGUUGUGAUAAAACAUUCAGUGCAUCAAGCAGUAGAGUUAAUCAUGAACAAGGCCAUUCCGGUAUCAAGCAGUUUAAAUGUUUUUAUUGUCCUAGAUAUUUUAAAAAUUGGGUGUCAAGAAGUAAUCAUGUCCAAGAGCAUAUGGUUCAGCACAAAUGUGACAUUUGUGAUCGUUCUUUUGUGUCAUUUUGUAACUAUAAGAAACAUUUGAAAAUGCAUGCAGAGGGACGGCUCAAAUUCAGUUGUAUGUUAUGCCGUCAGGCAUUUGGAAGACAACUGUUUUUAGAUAACCAUCUAAGUAAGGAACAUGAAAUCAAAUCAAAUAAAGAAGAAAACAUAACUGAAUAAUUUUUAAUUUUAUAUAAAAAAUAUUAUAAAAUUUUAGUGAAAAUAACUAAAUAUAAUUU